AUGCCGUGGGAAGUCUACGAGCCUCAUCAAUGUGCGAAGUUCUUCGGCUCAGUGGAGCUCUUGGGGCCUGAGGAUGAAGACACAGGGAUGAAGAAACCUGGCAGUGGUCCAGGACCUGGAAGCCAACAAAGCCAACAAGGCCAGCAAUGCCAACACAAACAUGGACCAGGCCAAAAAUGCGACAAGUGCCAGGAAGGCCAACAUCAACACGGGCCAGGCCAGAAAUGCGAAAUCUGCCAGCGAGGCCAGCCCCAAGCUGGACCAGGCCACAAAUGCGAAACCUGCCAGCGAGGCCAGCACCAAGAUGGACCAGGCCACAAAUGCGAAACCUGCCAGCAAGGCCAGCCCCAAGCUGGACCAGGCGAGAGAAGCGAAUUUUGCAUGCAUGGCCAACCACUCGGGCCGGGCGAGAAAAGCGAAUACGUCAAGCAGGAGCAGCACCAACACGGGCCAGGUCAGAAAUGCGAACAAUGUCUGCGGACCCAACACCAACACGGGCCAGGCCAGAAGUGCGACCUUUGCGCCCCGUCUGUCAGGAGCCAACCAACAGAGACACCAUCGCAAGCGAGAACUAGAAAAGGUGAGUUAUUGAACAAGCAAAGCAGAGUUGGAUCAACUAUGAUCGACUUCCGUUCGACUUUGGUAUACAAAGAGUUUGCUCAAAGAUUAGCAUAG
This is a messenger RNA of Haemonchus placei, 675 nucleotides long. Lineage: Eukaryota; Metazoa; Nematoda; Chromadorea; Rhabditida; Trichostrongylidae. The record is from the annotation of a GenBank genome assembly.